Phyllostomus discolor (pale spear-nosed bat) is the source of this 2250-nucleotide messenger RNA. RefSeq names its product olfactory receptor 6C4. Lineage: Eukaryota; Metazoa; Chordata; Mammalia; Chiroptera; Phyllostomidae. Gene Ontology annotation, molecular function: olfactory receptor activity; G protein-coupled receptor activity. The transcript is spliced from 3 exons. Gene Ontology annotation, cellular component: membrane. Bases 632 to 1561 code for a protein of 309 amino acids. Gene Ontology annotation, biological process: G protein-coupled receptor signaling pathway. The record is from RefSeq and is a predicted model, not a curated record.
UCUUCAGGAAAUUGAUCCCCAUGUGCCUGUUCUUUAAAAAGCAGAUAAAAACCCGUGUCUCUCUGGCUAAUAUAGACUCUGCAAAGUUCAUACCCUCCCUUUUAAGGACUUCACAAUAAUUUCUCUUAAAGCAGAAAUAUUGAAGAACUUUAAGUCUGUUAAAGUCCUCUCUUCCAAUUCUGUCAUUGCUGUGGGGGGGGGGGAGCGGGUAGCUGAUAUGUUUCUCUUUUCUAUUAUGCAUACAAAGGACUGUGUCUCUCAGAAACUAUGCUUUGAUUCUGGAUUGGAUUCAUAGAAUGAGAGAUAAUAUACUUCCUUCCCUAGGUAAGCCACACAAACUUGGUUACUUCCACUAAGAAAAUGAUAGACUAUGAAUGGGGAGCCAAUAUAAAACAUGUUACAUUGUAUAAUAUUCAGAGACUCAUGUGGCACAUUUCACCUUUGAUUUACUCCUUAGGAACAAUAAGAUAAACCCAGUGCAGUCACUCCAAUUGUUGAGGAUGUGAGCACUGUAUGAUUUUAAAGUCACAGAUGUUAUUCCAUAAAUCUGGAUCAUUGACUCAAUCAAUUGUGAAAAUCUGGAUGAAAAUGCAGUACUUGCCAAAGACCACAGAUCUACUGAAGGUCAACAAUGAAAAACAGGACCACGCUCACUGAGUUUAUUCUGUUGGGCCUCACCAAUGAACCUGAGGUCCAGGUCAUGAUAUUCAUCUUUAUGUUUCUCACAUACAUGCUAAGUGUCCUAGGAAAUCUGACCAUCAUCAUACUCACACUGGUAGAUCCCCACCUCCAGACCCCCAUGUAUUUCUUCCUCCGGAAUUUUUCCUUCCUAGAAAUUUUCUUCACUUCCAUUUUCAUUCCCAGAUUUCUGACCAGUGUGACAACAGGAGAUAAAGCCAUCAGCUUUGCUGGAUGCUUGAUUCAAUAUUUUUUUGCAAUAUUCCUUGGGGCAACAGAGUUUUACCUCCUGGCCUCUAUGUCCUAUGAUCGCUAUGUGGCCAUCUGCAAACCCCUACAUUACCUGACCCUGAUGAGCAGUAGAGUCUGCAUACAACUCGUGUUCUGCUCCUGGCUGGGGGGACUCCUGGCUAUCUUAGCCCCAAUCUUCCUGAUGAGCCAGGUGGAUUUCUGUGCCUCCAAUGUGCUGAAUCACUAUUACUGUGACUACGGGCCCCUCCUGGAGCUUGCCUGCUCAGACACAAGCCUCUUAGAACUGGUGGUUAUCUUCUUGGCUGUUGUGACUCUGGUGGUUACACUGGUACUGGUGACACUUUCUUAUACAUACAUUAUUAGGACCAUUCUGAGGAUUCCUUCUGCCCAACAAAGGACAAAGGCUUUUUCCACUUGUUCCUCCCACUUGAUUGUCAUCUCCCUCUCUUAUGGCACCUGCAUGUUUAUGUACAUCAAUCCUUCUGCAAAAGAAGAAGGUGCUUUAAACAAAGGAAUAGCUGUGCUCAUUACUUCAGUUACUCCCUUGUUAAACCCCUUCAUUUACACUCUAAGAAAUCAGCAAGUGAAGAAAGCAUUCAAGGACACCAUCAAAAAGAUUGUGAAGCUUUAAAACAGAAUACAUUUUAAUGUAUGUAGUGUGCCAUAUUUAAGUUCUGAAAGGCCUUGGAGGAUAAAAAUAUGCAAGGAAUCUGUCCUAAUUUCAAGUAAUCUAUAAUCUAGUAUGACAGAAAUGUAUAUGAACUAUAAGUUUAUACUGUUAUUUUAAAAAUAAAAUAACAUGUUGUUAUUAGAGAAGGGUGAAUGAGAAUUUAUUUAACAAACAAUUGUAAAGAAUUAAUGGUUUUCCAGAGGUAACUUGAAUUUUAAAAAGAAAAACACAUUAUUUAUUUAGGAGAGUAGGAGGGUAAAUUUUGAGUAAAAAACAGUAGCCAAAUCAUGAAAGUAUUCAAUUACUAACUAUACAGUUACUUGAACUUUGAUGUGUCAAGAGUUUUAAUAAAGGAAGUGAUAUUGUCAUGCCUUGGCUGGUGGCUCAGUUGAUUGGAAGAUCAUCCCAUACACCAAAGGUUGUGGGUUCAACUCCUGGCCAGGGCACAUACAUAGGCUGUUGGUUUGAUCCACAGUUAGGGUAUGGAUGGGAGGUAACUGAUCAAUGUUUCUCUUUCACAUUGAUGUUUCUCUCUCUCUCUCUCUCUCUCUCUCUCUCUCAAAUCAAUAACAAAAUAUACUCAGGUAAAGGUUUUAAAAAAGAGAAUGAUGUUAUCAGCAUUUCUGAAGGAAACCUAGCAUUGGCAUUGU